Messenger RNA from Didymodactylos carnosus, 6720 nucleotides. The record is from the annotation of a GenBank genome assembly. NCBI's taxonomy places the organism in Eukaryota, Metazoa, Rotifera, Eurotatoria, Philodinida, Philodinidae.
AUGUCAACUUUAUCAGAGAAUAAUAUCCCACUGUCAUUGAAUAUUCGAAAUAAUUCAAUAACGUUGGAAACGAAUAAAAGCAAUAUUGAACAAGAAAAAGGUGUGAAACAAAAUGAUAUGAAUAAUAAUAGUAAUGGCUCGGUUCCUACAAUUGUGUCAGCGAGACGCGCCAUUGAACGUGAUUAUCUGGUUGAUAAUGAUGAUGAUGACGAAGAGCCAAUGUUAAAUACUCGUAUCAUUAAAUGUAAAUCAUCAUUAAAAUCUCAAUUACCAUCACAUCUUGUACAUAAUCCGCAAAUUCGACAAAUUCAAAUGCCAUCAUAUAAUAUUCUCUCACAGCAAACAGCAUUACCGACGGUGACGCCCGGUUAUCGAUCAAUUGAGGUGCCCAAUGAACAUACAUCAAUUAAGCUUCAUAUUCGACGCGUAUGUAGUCCAACGGAAACAGUAACAACACCGACAACAAAUUUAUUACAUCAUAACAGUAGUAAGUCGCCGUCAACAAUAUCUUCCCAUGACAUUAAAAAUGAAUCUGUUGAAUAUAAAACGCAAUUUUUACAACAACAAACACAAAAACGAACAUUUUUUAACACAAAUCAAAAUGAACCACAGCCACCUAUCACACAGGUAACCAGUCAACAAAAUGAUUCAUCGUCAUUAUCACUCUUUAACCGUGUAAAACAAAUAACACCUGCAGUGACAGAUAAUAAAGAUUUGGAUCAAAAUAGUACUUCUUCGUCAAAUGAUCAACCACAGCAAAUCACACCUACAAUUCGUAAACCAAGGUUAAGACGUUUAACUCAACCUCGAAUAUCGACAUCAACCGAUGAAACAUUGAAACAACACGACCAAUCAUUUCCUUCUAUUUCUGAAAAACAAAAUCCUAUCUCAGUCUAUGAUCUGAAUACUUCCUCAAAUGUGGAAAAUAAUCGUUUACUCUCAAUACAUCUAAAUAAUAGUACAAAUUCUUCAACAACUGAAGAGAUUGAUUAUGAUGAAAAUAAUAAAAUAAAACGUCUGCCACAACCAACAUCAAAACAACAACAACAGAAAAGUAUCGAAACAAAGAAAAGAAAAAUACAAGAAGAAGAAGAAAAAAGGCCAAGAUCGAGUUUAACAAAAACAAAACAAAAUAAAUCAUCGUCACUAAUUUUGAACAAGACUCGGUCGAUGGAAACACGGUCAUCGUCCCGUUUAAAAGAGAAAACCACACGUGGCAACAAAUCACAUUUAAUUCAUCCAAUUCAAACUCUGCACGAUCAAUCAUUCGCUUCUAGCUAUUCAUCGUUAACUGAAAUCUCCUCCUCAUCAUCGUCUACCACUACUACUACUACACUUCUUCCCAUACCUCCAUCUACUUCGACAAUCGAGUAUAUAACAACAACAAAUUCCACAGCACCUCGUCCCUAUCGAUCUCAGUCUAUCUCUUCUUAUUCAUCGAUGGAAGACGAAACAACGAUUAAUAAUCAUUCGUGUGCAACAUCGAAACGUCAUUUGAGUACGGAACUUAUUACCACACCUCAAACAUCAGAAUGUUCAAUACAAACAGAUUUAUUGACGAAUUUUUCAGGUUUUAUACCAAGUGAAUUUAUUCUUAUCGCCAAAGAUUCAUUACUUUCAACAUCUGAAAUUGGUUGUCAAACAGGCGAUGAUUUCUUAGAAAUUUCACAUCAAUCAAUUCAAACUAUUGAUCUAGUUAAAGUUGAUAAAUCAACGUUUAUGGAUACUGUCGAUCAACCUCUAUGUGAUCAAGCUUGUCAGACAAUUUCAUUUGAGUCAAGUGAAACCCAAACAAUGGAUUUAAAUUGUCCACAAGAUUCACAAGUUCACCUUGGUGAACUAAAAACAACACAUACACAAUGUGAUGGGUUACAAAACAUUUUACAAGAAACAACGCUAACAUCUUUGAAAGGUUCGCUAUUAACGCAUCAAUUACGAAAACAAUCAAUAUCAUCUUCUUCGUCACCAUCCCAAUCUCCAUCACCAUCAUUGUUAAAUUUAGUACAACGACCAUCUUCUACUACAAAUUGUUCGCCACCUAUCUGUAAUAAUACGCUCACAACAUCACGAGUAUCAACGCCAGAUAUUUCUCACAUGGACAGAUUUACAAAAAAUUGUAUUGAUACUGUUCAUCCCUAUUCAAGUGAUCCAUAUUUAGAUUUACAAUUGCAUAAUGAUCACAAUGAUCUCUAUAAUCAGUUUCAGAGUUUAGUUCACAUAGAAGAACAUCCCAAUGGUGGCGCUUCUCUAAUUCGUACUUAUUACAAUGAAUUUUCUCGUUUAUCGGAAGAAAAUAUGUCGUUGUUUGUUAACUAUUUUUUUGAUUUGGUUUAUGGUGAAAACACGUCAACACAUCGUGCCAAUUUUUCAAUUGGCGUUUUACAUGAUGGCGCUAAAUAUUUACCAGAUCUUGUCGAUUAUUUUAGUUUACAGUAUCCAAAAAUGAUUGUAAAAACAUCGAAUAUGACUAAUUCAAAAGAAAUAUGUACAAUGACAAUGGGAGAAUAUCGAAAUAAAAUUAUUCAGUCAUACUGUAAUGGAACAUUUCGAUUUGGACCAUUAUUGCAUAUUUCACUUGUGGGAACAGUUAGCGGAAAAGAAGAAUGUGGCGAUUAUUUUCCUACAUUUCUUGAUAAAUUAGAAGAAAAUCAAUUUUUAAAAUGUGUAAUGCCAUGGGGUUUAAAUUCAAGUUUAAAAAUGGCAAAUAGAACAGAGAGUAAUGAUGGACCGAUUUUGUGGGUGAGACCUGGCGAACAAUAUGUACCAACAGCCGAACAAAAAAGUUGUCAUCCAAAAAAACGGAUGGCCAACGAACUGCGAAAUUUAACAUUUAACGCUCGUGGUUCAGAGCCAAGAGAAAUACUUGUUGAAGAUCGUACAAAACCUCAUUCAGAUUAUUGUGGAGGUGGUGGUGUAGAAACAACAGCAGCUGUUGGUUUAAUCAAAGCGGUUCAUGCUGGAACACCAUCAACAGUAAAUCGUAUUGUCAAAGAUGUUAUUUGUUUUCAUGCUGAAGAUUUUGAAAAGGUUGUAGAAAGAUUAAAAAUUGACAUCUACGAACCACCAGCGACACAAUGUUUAUCUUGGUGUGACGAGGGUAAACUGAAUCAAUUACGUCGCGAUGGUAUUCGUUAUGUACGCCUUUAUUUAAAUGAUAAUGAUAUUUAUUUUAUUCCACGUAAUGUUGUCCAUCAAUUUCGAACUCUUUCUGCUUCAACAUCAAUCGCUUGGCAUGUUCGAUUGAAAAAUUAUUAUCCAGAAGAAACAAACAUCGACGAAUAUGCACCCGUGUACAAAAAACUACGUCAGUCAGAUUCUGUUGAACAGAUUUUAAUAUGUCUGUUUAAUUUAUUAAAUGUGAAUGAUUAUCGUUCAUUAUUUUAUGAUACUAAUAAUGAAAAUGGUAGUGGUACAAAUAAAACUGUUCAAUGGAUAAUUGAAUUUGCUCGAUUAUGUAGUCGACGUUAUUUUGAGUUUGAUGAUUUAUUAUGUCAAGAAAAUCAAAAAUCCAUACAUACUAUCGCAUUAUCACAACAACAACAUCAUUCAUUUAUUAUUGAAAAUAAAUUAAAUCAACUAAUUGAAGAUUUAAAAAAACGUUUUGAAUUGCGUUAUUUUUUAAAAAUUAUACAAGAAUUAGAAUUUAUAGUUCAGAAAAAAAUUGAAAAAAUUUUAGACAUAUUAAAUGAAUAUGACAAAAUAGAUAAUAUAAAUUAUUUGACGGCAAAUGAAGAUGUUGUUCAUGUAGUAUCAACAACUCCAGAAUCAAAUCGUACAGCAUAUGCAUCCUAUAAACAUCCAUUUAUGCUCUAUGUUGAUAGUGAACUUCAUAUUAGAAAAAGUAUCAAACAAGAUUUGCUUCAACAAAUUCCAGAAUUUGGCCUAGUUAAUAAAUUUGUUGGUGAUUUACCUAAUGCUCAAACGAUUAGUGUCAAAGAUCCUAAAACAAAUUUAGUGUAUGAUAUUCUUACAAAAUAUUUAUAUUUUGCUAAACCAUGUAAUGCAAAUGCCAUUUUACCACCAAAAUCCCGGGUAUGUGUCUUAGAUAAAACAUCAUCAGUGGCUAUUCGUCGAUAUGGUUUUAUUGCUGAAUCACCAUCAACAUCGAACGGUUUUCGUUGUCUUGUAUUCUAUGAUGAUUUAAAUAUUUCAUCAAAAUAUCAUUUAUCACAAGAAAUUUAUUUAUGUUUAAAUCAAAAUUUAGCACAACAUCUACAAGACUGUAAACAAUACUUACCUAAAAUUGCUUAUGAUUUUUUGGAACGUUAUUUUCAAUCAUAUCCCGAACGUACUAUGUUACGUACAAAAAUUGGUCAAAUAAUAAAAGUGAAAAAUAUUCUUAUAUCUACGUCGUCGACACUAGCUGAAAAACAAUCAUAUCAAACAGCUAAAAUUGAUCACAUCGAUAGUUCAAUGAUGACUGUUCAAUUUCAAUCAUCAGGUCAAAAACUAUCGUUAUAUCGUGGUUCUAUUUUAUUUGAACAAUUAAAUCAUUAUUAUUCAAAACAAUAUCAACAAGCAUCAUCGAGACAUUCAGCCCGGCAACAUCUAUCCACACGACGAUCAAAUGCUCCAGAAAUUAUUUGUCUUAAUGAUUCGCUUCGUAAUAAUACAGCACAUUUACGAGAAAUAAGAUUUCAAAGACAGUAUAACUCAUUAUUAUCAACAUCCUCAAAUUCUGAUCAACCAUCAGCACCACAACAAUCACGAAUAAAACAUCAAAAUGAUCUAAAAACUAAAAUAAUAUGUUCCAGUGAUGAAACACACGCAAUUCCAGAAAAACGUCCUCGUUUAUCAUUCCAUCAUGUCGACAACAAUGAUUCGACAAAAGCAUUUACUUAUCUACGUCCACGCCAAAACCAAGCUAGUAAUCAUGCGACAAAUUCUAGUGACGUUGCCGAUGGUUUUCGGUUGUUAAAAGUACAAGAUUUACUUACUUCGUCUUCUACUCUUCAAACAGAAGCUUCGUCGCCUUAUCAACGCUACGAAUCAGAACCAGGUUUAGAAACAGCCACUGCUAUAACAACAACAACGACAACUCAUCAACAAAUCAUACAAACAACCGGACAUUCGCAUCACCAUGCACCACAAUUCAAAAACAUUUGUGUAAAUCCGGUUUUUACUGAAUUAGCAAAACAAUUUCAACAUAACAAUUCUGUCAUUUAUACAAAACAUGUAUGUUCAUUAUCAUGUGUCGAAUUAGCUGAACGAGAAUAUGAUUCAUAUUCAAAAAUUAACCCAUUUUUAAAACCGUUUGCGUGUCGUUGGACAGUGAUUGAACCAUUUCGUUUAAAGAAAUCCGGUGAUAUUACAGUGAGACCCUCGUCAACACCCUACCUCUAUUGUACACCAUGUGGUAAAGUUUUGCGUGAUUUAUCUCAAGUUGAUAACUAUUUACAUGUAACAGAAUCCAAAUUGACAACUGAUUUGUUUAUUUAUGAUCGAUCAACAAAUAUUCAAUCAUAUUAUGCUCAUAAUGGUUUCGAAAUCACUAAUGAUCUAUCGAAAGGCAAAGAAAACUCGCCAAUAACUGUUGUGAAUGAAGUUGAUCAAGUAAAAAUAGCUCCGAAAGAAUUUAUUUACUCGGUGGAAAGAAUACCAACUAUUGGUGUCAAUUUACAAAUUAAUAAUGAAUCAAUGACAUGUUGUGAUUGUACAGAUGGUUGUCGAAAUCGUACAAAAUGUGCAUGUUGGUUACGAACAUUGAAAUAUGCUGAAUUAGCUGGUGAAGAACGAGUGAAAGCGAUGAAACAAAAAAAUAAGGCACAAGCAGAAAUUCUUAAUUCUAUCGGUUAUAAAUAUCGCCGUCUUGUUAAAAAUUUAUCAUCUGGAAUUUAUGAAUGUAAUGAUCGAUGUCAAUGUCGCAAAAAAUCGUGUACAAAUCGUGUUGUUCAGAAUGGAAUCGUUGUACAGUUGCAAUUAUUCAAAACGUUCGAUCGUGGUUGGGGUGUCCGUUGUUUACACGAUAUUCCUCGUGGCACAUUUAUUAGUGUCUAUUCUGGUGAAAUUUUUACAAGUGAACAAGCGGAUAGUCGUGGAAAAACAUUGGGUGAUGAGUAUCAAGCUGAUUUAGAUUUUUUUGAACAUUUUAAUAAUUCCGAUAAUGAUGAUGAUAGUCGAAGCAUACAGGAUGGCGAGGAUGAAUUGGACGAAGAAAGAAAUGAUAGUAGCGAAGUUACAUCUGAAACUCUAACACUAACAGUAACGAAUGGAAAUGUCGAUUUAGAACAUAACUGGUUAAAUGAUGAUACAUCAACAUCAAGCGCCGAAUCAGUUAGUUCUCGUUUACGAAAUGCCCAUUUGAAUUUACGUGCACGUGAUUUAUUACGAAAAGGAACAAUUGGAACAUUGUCAACAACAAAUGUAGUAUCAAAGAACAAAAAAAGAUCGACAACAACAAAAUCACCAACAGCCGGUUUAACAUCCUUAAAUCGUAGUAAAUUACCCGAUUAUGAUGGUAUUGUUUAUACGUUGGAUGCAAAACUAAUUGGCAAUAUUGGACGUUAUUUUAAUCAUUCAUGUUCGCCCAAUCUUGAAGUUCAAAAUGUUUUUGUUGAUACACACGAUAUUCAUUUUCCAUGGAUCGGUUUCUUUGCAACAAAAUUUAUUAAAUCAGGUACAGAAUUAUGUUGGGAUUAUCGAUAUGAAGUUGGUACUGUACCUAAUAGAAGAAUUGAUUGUACAUGUGGAUCAACAGAAUGUCGUGGUCGAUUAUUAUAA